Messenger RNA from Schistocerca nitens (vagrant locust), 1756 nucleotides. It is a transcript of the gene ECSIT, whose product is annotated as evolutionarily conserved signaling intermediate in Toll pathway, mitochondrial. Gene Ontology annotation, cellular component: mitochondrion. NCBI's taxonomy places the organism in Eukaryota, Metazoa, Arthropoda, Insecta, Orthoptera, Acrididae. The transcript has 4 exons. The record is from RefSeq and is a predicted model, not a curated record. Gene Ontology annotation, molecular function: protein binding. Bases 421 to 1623 code for a protein of 400 amino acids.
ACAUCAGUCAGUGAAAAUCAAAAACUGUUACAAGGGGUUUGUUUUCCAGUCAUAAUUUUUUUUGUCCAAACGAGGCCACUGGAUUAAUUUGUGGAAAGCUAUCGCCUUAUCACACCUGAAUCAUGUACUGUACUACCCAUGAAGACGUGUGAAAUGACAAUGGGUGCAUCUGUCUACAUAUAAGCGUUGAACGUGGGUCAAAGACGCUUGGUUGUAUUGCCGGUGUGCGGUGUGAGAUGGUUAUAAACCUCUCACUGCUAGUAAUCACGCUCGGUUCUUUUUUUCUACAGUUGUAUGUUUGAACAACAUUAUACAGUGUGUUGUGGAAUUAUUAACUUUAUCUGUAUGGGUGUCAUCUGGCAUGCUCCGAAGCCAGAGGAGUGAUAAAGUUUAUAUUUGCUGUGAUGAGAUUUGCAGACAAUGUAUAGGAGGAGUUUUCCUGUGAUCUGUACAAAAUUGCGAUGCGUGUUACACGAGCAUCGACGAAAGACAAGACCAUCUGACCGAGCAGAGAAUUUAUUUCAUUACGUUAGGCAAAUUCAUAGUGCCCGUCGACUGCUGGAGAAGGACAACACAUACAAGAGACAGCUGAUAAAAGCCGAAGAUUUCGAAAAUAUCAAGGACAAGAGUAAAGAAACGUAUCUAGAAAUGGUUCAUAUAUAUGAGAAUAGUUCGGUUCAAAGACGUGGACAUGUAGAAUUUAUCUAUUCGGCUAUGAAACACAUGAAGGAGUUUGGCGUGCACAAGGAUUUGGAAGUGUACAAAGCGCUGAUCAAUGUGUUGCCUAAGGGGAAAUUUAUCCCGACAAACAUUUUUCAAGCUGAGUUUAUGCAUUAUCCUAAACAGCAACAAUGUAUUAUAGAUGUGUUAGAGCAAAUGGAAGACAAUGGAGUUAUGCCAGAUGCAGAGUUAGAAACAAUUCUAAUAAAUAUUUUUGGUAGGAGAGGACAUCCAGUACGUAAAUACUGGAGAAUGAUGUACUGGAUGCCAAAAUUUAAAAACUUAUCUCCGUGGCCACUACCAAACCCUGUACCAAAUGAUAAUUUGGAACUUGCCAAAUUAGCUAUGAAAAGAAUAAGCAGUGUCGACUUGCAGUCAAAGGUGGUGGUUUAUCAGACAGCAGAGCUAGCUGACAGUGUAGAUGAUACAUGGGUUGUGAGUGUCCAAAGUCCAGAUCAAAGGAAACUUGUAGACACACACCCUGAAAACAUACCAGUUUAUGUUAAAGGGGCUUACAGAGUGUGGCUACGAGAUGCUGCUGUUAAUUACUUCAUACUCAUGCGAAAACCAGUGCAAAAACCACAAGUUGCAACUGAAGAUCCAGAUGAUGUAAGCAAUCUAAGGGAUCCUGUCAUCGAUAUAUCGGGAGACAGAAUUACUGCUGUUGUGCAAGCACCCAGUGUACACGAACAAGAUGAUGGCACGAUAUUGGCCAUGUGUGCUACUGGUACUUCAAGCAGAGAUUCUCUGCUUUCUUGGAUUAGAUUGCUGGAAGCUGACGGAAAUCCACAGUUAGCCAAGAUACCUGUUGUGUUCACUUUGAAAUCUCCACCAGGAGACAAACUGUUUUUAGAGGAAGGAAUAAUAAGUGAAGAACAAAAAACUAUCCCACCCAGCAAAUGAAGUGCUUCCCAAUUGUACUGUGUGAUUGGUGUCUCAUCUUUUGUCAACUGCAUGGUAAAUAAUGCAGAUUGACAGUUAUCAAAAUAAAAGCUAAAUAAAACUUAGUUUGUGCUCGUGCAGUGCUUAUAAUUUA